Molecule: messenger RNA, 708 nt
Organism: Strongyloides ratti
Lineage: Eukaryota; Metazoa; Nematoda; Chromadorea; Rhabditida; Strongyloididae
Exons: 2
Coding region: 1-708 (235 amino acids)
Source: RefSeq, a predicted model, not a curated record
AUGGCCAAAAGAGGUAUUUUAGUAUUAUUUUAUAUUUUUGUAUUAAUAUUUGGUUUAUCAUUUUCUAAAUAUACAACAAAACCUGAUAUUAUUGAUGCCAUUGAGGAAGAUCCAGAUGUUAUGGGAAAUAUUUCUCCCUCAAAUUUUGAUAAAUUGGAUGAUUUAAAAGACCAAAAUUUGAGUGAUGAUGAAAAAUUACAGAAGGCAAAACAAAUUUUGAAGAGUGAUAGUGAUCUUAAAAGUAUGGCUGAUAAUAUUAUUAGAAGAGUUAGUAGUGGAAGUAUUGAUACAAGCGGAAGUAGUAUCAAUAGUAAAUUUGGAAGUAUAGACAGUUCUAUUGGCAGUAUUGGCAGUGAUUUAAGUUCUGGAAAAAUAUUAUCCAAUAUUAAAAGUGAAUUUGAGACAAAUAGUAAUAAUAUUUAUAGUACAUUAAGUUCUAAGGCAAAAGAAGUAGUUGACGAAAUAACAGCUGAAAUCGAGGAUACAGAUUUAUCUCUACCAGAAUUAGCUACAAAUGUCAAAUCAAUUCUUUCAGGUGCAAGUACUAGUGUUAAAGAUGAAAUAAAAAAUCUCAUACCAGAAGAAUUAAAUAUUGAUAGUGGAGCAACAAAUGUUAAAUCAAGCUUAUCUGAUAAGUUUGGUUCAAUUAAAAAUGGAAUAAAAUCAAUUUUUUCUAAGCAUUCAACAACAGAGUCAUACAUUUUUUAA